AUGGCUACACUGCUAACAAUUCAAAUCCUAUCUGUACUCGCAACUGUGCUCACUAAUCUUAUCGCGAUAUUAACAUUCACAACUGACUAUUGGACAAUUAUUGUUUACGAUCUCGUGAAAUUACAUUCCUAUACGAAAUGGAUGGUUAUGGAAGAGUCGAAUCAUAGUAAUAUCUACAUCAUAAAUAAUACGAAUGAAACGCCAAUUUUACCCAGUAGUAAUUUUCCUUUGUCGAGCAUUGUGUUUGGUUUUGAAGAUAAUUUAGUUUUGUACAAAACACACAAAGGCAUUUUUCGUCAAUGCAAUUAUUUGACUAAUGACAUACGUUCUUAUUUAAAUAUACCGAAAUGUCGAACGUUGAAAGUGGCCCAUAAUCAAUACAGCGAUCGUAUUCAUGGAAUGAUCAAUCCUGGACGAGAAUUUAUGCGCUUACACAACAUUGUUGCUUCAUGUGCGAUUCUGAUCAUUCUUCUCCUUAUCGUUUGUACACUAGUCGGAAUUAUUGUCGGCAUUCUGAAUAGUCAAGUUCUUGCCACGAUGACUGUCGGAAUUAUCUAUCUUGUUUCUACAAUGUUUAGUCUAUUUAUUGUUACGAUUAUGUUAACAAUACUACGCGGUGAACGGAAACAGUCGCAUUGUUUAGCAUUAGAAAUCUUAACCGAUCAAUUGUGUUCAUCUCGUACAAUCAAACUUUCAUAUUCGUUCGUAUUUUCCGUUGACUUCGCUUAUUCUUACUGUGUGAAUGACCUUUCUUUUUUUGCUUUUAUCAACUCGCUGGUUUGUUUCAACAUAUCCUCAAUACACGAUAUGUCAAUUAAAAUGAGUAAUCCUGCACAGUUUGAUAUUGCCACAGCUGCACUUGAACAUCUGGAAUUACUCAAUCGCUCGAAUCAAAACCCUCUGGAAAUCGCAGCACAAUUUCGCACGUUACUUCGUUCGAAGAAACCGCAUUCAUCCAACGCUGAAUAUACUUACACAGAUUAUAUUACCGCAGAUGCAACCAUUCGAAGACAAGGUUGUGCACACAACUUGUCUAAUCAACAUAGAUCGAAAUCCUUAGGUAAAAUUCAAUACAAACUAAACGAAGAUCAAGCUAUAGGCGAAUCCUUGUCUUCCAAAUGUCACAAUAGUACGAAUUCAGUCGAAGAUAUGUGUAUCGACUCAGGUAUUGCAUCGACGACGUCUAGUAAUUAUUCCACUGUUCCGCCGAUAGUCACCGUGAAGAAUAAUUUCAAUCGUCUUCAAUAUCCAACCAUUAAUUGGAGACAAUUACGUGAAAAACAAACGGAACAGCGACUGAAUAGAGUCAAACAAUUCAUUUCUACGAAAUUUCACGUGCCCGGCAUCGAACCAACAAACUUGUCCUUAAGUUCGUUAACCACUGUCACUGAUAAACUCGAUUCGUCUCUCUAUUCCAAUCGAUUUCGAUCGCGAAAAACUCACGAGGACAAUUCCAUCCCACGCAGUCGAUCUGAUUCAUCGUCAAAUUCCAUUCGUACCCCAUCGAUUUCGCCGACGAGUUGUACUCGACCAACGUACACAAUCACGCGUUUAGAUGGUUCAUCGCUCAAUGAUAACAACGAAGAUAUAUUUGUACCUAUUGCUGAUUGUAAUUUAAUUAUUAAACAUCGAGCAAAUGGUCGAAUGAAAAGAUUGUCUCAUUAUGAAACCAAACGUUUUCGUGAUAAUCUUGAAGAGACAAUUUACAUUUAA
This is a messenger RNA of Adineta ricciae, 1713 nucleotides long. The record is from the annotation of a GenBank genome assembly. Lineage: Eukaryota; Metazoa; Rotifera; Eurotatoria; Adinetida; Adinetidae.